Molecule: messenger RNA, 1047 nt
Organism: Neogale vison (American mink)
Lineage: Eukaryota; Metazoa; Chordata; Mammalia; Carnivora; Mustelidae
Gene: IL38
Product: interleukin 1 family member 10
Exons: 5
Coding region: 39-572 (177 amino acids)
Biological process (GO): inflammatory response to antigenic stimulus; cytokine-mediated signaling pathway; cellular response to lipopolysaccharide
Molecular function (GO): interleukin-1 receptor binding; cytokine activity
Source: RefSeq, a predicted model, not a curated record
CUGACCCACCCUGACCGGACAGUAUAAACUCAGGACAGAUGCCCUGGAGAAAUCACUCGGACGUCCCAGGGACCCAGGAUUUCAGCAAGGACAAGUCGCCCACAACCACAAGAAUGUGCUCCCUCCCCAUGGCAAGAUACUACAUAAUUAAGGAUGCGGAUCAGAAGGCUCUAUACUUAAGAGGCGACCAGCUCCUGGUGGGAGAUCCCAGUGCGGACAAUUGCUGUGCAGAGAAGAUCUGCAUACUUCCCAACAGAGGCCUGGACCGCACCAAAGUCCCCAUCUUCCUGGGGAUCCAGGGAGGCCGUCGCUGCCUAGCCUGUGUGGAGACAGGAGAGGGGCCUACCCUGCAGCUGGAGGAUGUGAACAUCGAGGACCUGUACAAGGGUGGUGAAGAGGCCACACGCUUCACCUUCUUCCAGAGAAGCUUGGGCUCAGCCUUCAGGCUUGAGGCCGCUGCCUGGCCUGGCUGGUUUGUCUGUGGCCCAGCUGAGCCCCAGCAGCCAGUACAACUUGUCAAGGAGAGUGAGCCAUUGGCCCGCACUGAGUUCUACUUUGAACAGAGUCGGUAGGGAGGCAGGAGGCUGAGUUCCAGGCUGAUCCCCCAAAGCAACCUCCUCCUGCUCAGGAUCUGUGUGGUAGGCAGAAUAACGCCCCCAAAGAUGUCCACAUCCUAACCCUCAGAAUCUGUGAAUGCUUUACCUCACAAGGCAAAAGGGACUUGGCAAACGUGAUUAAGGUAAGGGUCUUGAGAUGAGGAGACCAUCCUGGAUUAUCCCAGUGGGCCCAGUGUAACCACAAGGGACCUCAUAAGAGUGAGACAGGAGGAUGAGAGCCAGAGACUAGAAAAUGCUAUGCUGCUAAUUUCAAAUGUAGUGAAUGGGGGCUACCAGUCAGUGAAUGCUGGUGGUUUCCAGAAGCUGGAAAAGGCAAGGGAAAAGAUGCUUCCCUAGAGCUUCUAGGAGAAACAAUUGAAUUUUACUCCAGUGAAACCCAUUUCAAACUUCGGAUCUCCAGAACUGUAAAAUAAUAAAUGUGUGUUGCUUU